Messenger RNA from Oryza brachyantha (malo sina), 477 nucleotides. RefSeq lists its product as uncharacterized. Lineage: Eukaryota; Viridiplantae; Streptophyta; Magnoliopsida; Poales; Poaceae. The coding region runs from base 42 to 323 and encodes 93 amino acids. The record is from RefSeq and is a predicted model, not a curated record. The transcript has 2 exons.
GACAAGGUCGGAGCCAGUCGCCGGCGAUUAGCCGGCCGGCGAUGGAGUGGUGGCAGAGGGCGGUCGUCGUGCCGGUGAAGCGCGCGUGGGUCGUCCUCGCCGCGCGGCUGCGUCGCAAGAAAGAACACGAUGGACGCGGCGUCCUGGUGAAGCUGCACGAAGACAUCCAGACGUGCGCGUACGAGGACGUGCAGGUGAUGUGGGAGAUCCUGCAGCGCUCGGAGACGGCGAGGUUGACGGCCGCGCCGCCGUCGCCGGGGAGCGCCCGGGCUCUGGUCUGGCUCGGCCGCGCCGCGCCGCCGUCGUGCCGCCGCCGUCGAUGACACGGUCAUCCACAGCUGAGCUCCCGGCUGGCCUCCCUGCCAUCGACUGGCCAUGAAUGCGAACCCCUUCAGCUGCUGUAUAGCUUUAGAUGCUGCACUCUUCUUUUCAUGAUGUAAAUAUUUACAGUUUCAAUACCAGUUUUGUUCUUUGCCG